This is a messenger RNA of Prunus armeniaca (apricot), 252 nucleotides long. The record is from the annotation of a GenBank genome assembly. NCBI's taxonomy places the organism in Eukaryota, Viridiplantae, Streptophyta, Magnoliopsida, Rosales, Rosaceae.
AUGGAUUCCAACUGGGGUUUCUCUUCCAAUUCUGAAUUAGAAGACCAAUGGGAGGAGCGGAGACGCCAACUAACGGAGAAGAAUGAAGAAGAUGAUACCCAGAGGAGCAAAAACGACCUUAUGGUGGCAACCACCGCAUCCUGGGUGUGUGAGGAAAUUUCCCAACAACCCUUGUGGGGUGGCUCUGUUGUUAGUCGUGUUUCCAAACCCCGACAACGAGAGACUGUACACCAAACACUAAUGAAUAACUAA